This is a messenger RNA of Octopus bimaculoides (California two-spot octopus), 495 nucleotides long. RefSeq lists its product as uncharacterized. The record is from RefSeq and is a predicted model, not a curated record. NCBI's taxonomy places the organism in Eukaryota, Metazoa, Mollusca, Cephalopoda, Octopoda, Octopodidae.
AUGGCUGGCCCCUUAGAGUUACGUCAAAAACAAAGAGCAGUGAUUGAAUUUCGUGUUGCUGAGGAGGAAACCCCUGUGAACAUUCACCAACAAUUACAAAAUGUCUUUGAGGACAAUACUUUAGACUAUAGCAAUGUAUGCAGGUGGGUCCAUCGUCUGAAAGAUAGAAAGGUAGGUACUGUGAGUGUAGCCGAUAAACCCCAUUCUGGCCAUCCAUCUGCUUCUAUGAAUCCUGCUAAUAAAGCAAAAACAGAUGCUCUGAUCAGAGAAGACUCGAUCAGCAUAACUCUUGAUGAGUUGGCAGAAAACCUUGAAGUGAGCCAUGGAAGUGCUUACAACAUUGUCGAAUCACUUGGCUUUUCAAAAGUGUAUGUCCGUUGGGUACCGAGAGAGCUGAUUACCGAAUGCAAGACUGACAGGGUCAAUGUCUGCACUGAAGUUCUCAAACAAAGUCAAAGAAACAAUAUCCUUCUUUCGAAGGCUUGUACCAGGUGA